Molecule: messenger RNA, 758 nt
Organism: Trichophyton rubrum CBS 118892
Lineage: Eukaryota; Fungi; Ascomycota; Eurotiomycetes; Onygenales; Arthrodermataceae
Exons: 4
Coding region: 303-635 (110 amino acids)
Biological process (GO): protein transport; vesicle-mediated transport
Cellular component (GO): AP-1 adaptor complex; intracellular membrane-bounded organelle
Molecular function (GO): clathrin-cargo adaptor activity
Source: RefSeq, a predicted model, not a curated record
CAAAGUGACCCUCCAAACAUUUUUCAUAGGCAAAGAAAAUAACACAAAACUUGUCGACUUUCUUCUCCUCCCCACGUCGAACCACCGCAGAAAUAAAGCAACAUAAUGGCGAUCAAGUAAGUCUCACUGCCUGGCUAGCUGGCGAUAGAACAGACCGACUGACUCCCCUCUCCAGCUAUUUAAUUCUGCUCUCUCGUCAGGGCAAGGUGCGUCUGGCAAAAUGGUUUACGACGCUCUCGCCAAAGGAUAAGGCGAAAAUCAUCAAAGAUGUCACCCAGCUGGUCCUCUCACGACGGACGCGGAUGUGCAAUUUUCUUGAAUACAAAGAUUCGAAAGUGGUGUACCGCCGAUAUGCCUCCCUCUUCUUCAUCGCCGGCUGCUCGUCCACCGACAACGAGCUGAUCACCCUAGAGAUCGUGCACCGAUAUGUCGAGCAGAUGGACAAGUACUAUGGCAAUGUCUGCGAGCUGGAUAUUAUUUUCAACUUCCAAAAGGCCUACUUUAUCCUCGACGAGCUCCUGCUGGCGGGAGAGAUGCAGGAGAGUAGCAAGAAGAACGUGCUGCGGUGUAUCAGUCAGCAGGACAGCUUAGAAGACAUGGAGGUUGAACAGGAUAUCAUCACGAAAAUCAUGUAGCGGCCGUCGGCACACCUUGAUUCGUGUUCUCUCUGCUUGCUUGUAUCUUGUUUAGGGCGACAGUUUAUACCCGGCGUUUCUCGGACAGUGUAUAUACGACAUGACUAAUUUGACUCUUUCAUC